Molecule: messenger RNA, 2228 nt
Organism: Anarrhichthys ocellatus (wolf-eel)
Lineage: Eukaryota; Metazoa; Chordata; Actinopteri; Perciformes; Anarhichadidae
Product: monocarboxylate transporter 2-like
Exons: 6
Coding region: 657-2099 (480 amino acids)
Biological process (GO): monocarboxylic acid transport; transmembrane transport
Cellular component (GO): basolateral plasma membrane
Molecular function (GO): monocarboxylic acid transmembrane transporter activity
Source: RefSeq, a predicted model, not a curated record
ACACCCGUAGAGCUCAACAAAAAUAUUACAAUAUAUAUAUAUACUUAUAUUAGAUAUUAAACAUAAUGUAUUUGGUUUUGUAUUACACUAAUCAAAUUCAUUUUUUUAUGAAUUAAAAAAAAAAAAACAAGAAAGACGUAUGACUAAAAUAAAUUGUAUUUCAUAAGGGGUUACCUGCAACAGUAACGUUACUAGAAAGACAACUGCAAAUAAUCUGAACUAUAUCCACCAGGAAAACAUAUGGAAACAUAGAUGGAAACUAAGGACAACCAUAAUAACUAAUAACGCAGUCAGUGAAAAAGUAUGACCUGAAAACGAAAGAUAAGUCAAAAUUAAAUGAAAUGGUCAUUUAAGGCUUUGGAUUUAGUAUAUUAAGUUGCAUAUCUCAAGCUGCAUUAUACUAUACUGUAAUCUUUUUUUCCGAAUAACGUCACCUGACAUUUAGAGCCAGGUUCAGGAUAUCUGACGACCCCUAACGUAGCUCACAAGAUAUUUUCAGUCUCCAUUAUAGCAUCACGGGACAGGACACGAGGCUGCUCGGUCCCACUCACUCCUGGUGUCAAGAUUCAGAGACGUUAAGGCGGCAGAGUGGUGGACUUUCUUUAAGCAAGCAUCUUUGACCGAAAGUGGUGCAAGUCUAAGCCGGUGGAUCGAACAUGCCCCCUGCAGCAGCAACCAAAGUAGGCCACACACCACCAGAUGGAGGCUGGGGCUGGGCUGUUGUCUUUGGCUCUUUCAUCUCCAUAGGAUUCUCCUAUGCCUUUCCCAAGUCCCUCACCAUCUACUUUAAGGAGAUUCAGGAAUAUUUUUCCGUCUCCUACAGCGAGAUUGCCUGGCUGUCCUCAGUCAUGCUCGCUUCUAUGUAUGCUGGAGGACCUGUGAGCAGCGUACUGGUCAACCGCUUUGGCAGCAGACCUGUGGUCAUGGUCGGUGGGCUCAUGGUCAGCGCUGGCAUGGUGCUUGCUUCUUUUGGCCAGACUAUCAUGCAUCUGUAUUUGUGCGUUGGAGUUAUUGGUGGUUUUGGACUCGCCCUCAACCUACAGCCGGCCCUGACGAUCAUAGGGACCUACUUUAAGGUGAAAAGGCCGAUGGCGAACGGGCUCGCCAUGGCAGGAAGUCCAGUUAUUCUAUUCACUCUGGCUCCUCUCAAUCAGUUUCUGUUUGAUUCUUUUGGCUGGAGAGGGAGCUUCCUCAUCCUGGGAUCCAUCGUUUUGAACUGCUGUGUAGCUGGCGCUUUGAUGAGACCAGUCAAUAAAAAUACCCAACCAAAGACUGAACCACCAGAGCGUAACAAGGCAUCUGCUGUGGAAGCUGCUGCUUCAGACACCAGUGAGCAGUCUGCUGACCUCCUGACUGGAGAAAACCAAGAUGUGAGCAAGAGGCAGGGCUGUUUGCACACGUUCAUAGAUCUCUCACUUUUCAAACACCGGGGCUUCCUCAUUUAUCUCAUCGGUAAUGUGGUCAUGUUUUUUGGGUUUUUCGCGCCUGUGGUUUUUAUGGCUCCGUAUGCAAAACAUCAAGGGAUUGAUGAAUAUUCAGCAGCUUUCUUGCUCUCUAUUUUUGCUCUGGUGGACAUGUUUGUGAGACCAUUAACUGGCUUCAUUGGCAACAGCAAGUGGAUUCGGCCACGGAUCCAAUACUUUUUCAGUUUUGCAGUUUCAUUCAAUGGUGUGUGCCACCUUCUAUGCCCACUGUUACCUGGAUAUGAGGGUCUGGUUGUGUAUGCGAUCAUCUUUGGUUUGGCAUUUGGGAUGGUUUGUGCACUGCUUUUUGAAGUUCUGAUGGACCUUGUUGGAGCUCAUCGCUUCUCCAGUGCAGUUGGACUUGUCACCAUUAUUGAGUGUGGACCGGUGCUUCUUGGACCUCCACUUUCAGGAGCUCUGGUUGAUAUUUACGGGGAGUAUAAAUCCAUGUACUAUGCGUGCGGACUGUUUAUGCUGGUGCCUGGCAUAUAUUUCUUCAUCAUGCAUUACUUCAACUACAAGAAACUGGACGAGGAGCAGAGGAAGAGUGUGGCUGUGGGGUUGAGGACUUGUGAAGAGGCAGUAAAACUUAAAACGGGCCACGAUGGUAAUACAGCACAUGAAACAGAUGGAUGAACAUGCUGAGUAUGAUUUUAUUUUCAUGGAUAGACAGACGACACUGCACAGGCUUUAAUUCAAUUCAAUUCAAUUCAUUUGUAGAGCCCAAAAUCACAAAUUUGCCUCAGAGGGCUUUACAACAUCCUC